AUGGGUCGUCCUGAUUCGGAGGCGCCGGCGUCGAGCCUUGCCUACGGAGGCAGCGGAGGCGCCGCGGCGCCGGCGGGGACGAGGUCAGCGUCAGACUCGGCUCUCGAGACCAACGUGGUGAUCAUCCUGGCCGCGCUCUUCUUCGGGCUGCUACUCGUCAUCGCACUCAACUCGCUGGCGCGGUGCGCGCUCCGGUACGUCGGGCGCGUGGCCGCGGUCGCGGACGCUCCCGGCGAAGGCCGGGCGUCGGCGCGGGUGGCCUGCAGCGGCAGCGGCAUCAAGAGGCGCGUCCUGAGGAGCCUCCCCGUGGAGGUGUACGGCUCCGGCGAGGACAUCGACGACGUGUGCGCCAUAUGCCUGAGCGAGUUCGUGGACGGCGAGAAGGUGCGCGUGCUGCCGCUGUGCGGGCACGGCUUCCAUGUCCACUGCGUCGACGCCUGGCUGGUGUCCCACGGCUCCUGUCCCACGUGCCGGCAGCCGGUCAUCGUGGACGCGCCCGCCAAGGCGGCGGAGACGGACACGGUCAUCACCGUGGUCAUCGUGUGAGUCCAUUGCUGCCGGUACAGCGCACUGGACAAUGAGUGCCAUGCUUGUCAGCCGCAGCUUGCAAGUGGAAUGUAUAUAUGAGCGAAGAGCUCAAUUGUUACUGUUAGUGUAAAUAUUCGACGGCGCAAAAUGCUGU
Messenger RNA from Hordeum vulgare subsp. vulgare (domesticated barley), 682 nucleotides. RefSeq names its product RING-H2 finger protein ATL74-like. Lineage: Eukaryota; Viridiplantae; Streptophyta; Magnoliopsida; Poales; Poaceae. The transcript has a single exon. The coding region runs from base 1 to 546 and encodes 181 amino acids. The record is from RefSeq and is a predicted model, not a curated record.